UCUUGGCUGUUUCCAAGCUUUAGUUAAUAUAGCCUGUGACGGACGACUUUGGCCAUUGGCCAAUCACAGAUCAUUUCAGAGAGACAUCUUUAUUAACUAUAAAUCAGAACAACCAGACAUCACAGCUGAAACAGUUAAACAAGUUUAUAUUACCCAGGCAAAAAGUAACUUCACGCUGGACGGUUCCAGAGGCUGGAAAGGAGGGAUUUUGCAGCACCAUCUCCCGGCCCGGCCGCCGCCUCUGCCUCUGGAAAGUUUUGGUCUGUCCUCUCUCCGUGGAUAACUUGCAAUGAUAAACCGUGGGCGUCUGCAGAGAAGGUUUUUACAGGGAACACCAGCCGGGGUAUAGGAUGCCUCAGAGAUAGACAAGCCUAAUGACGCAACAGGUUUACUCAAUACAGUUUAGAAAUUGUGAGGGACAGGAUAAUACUUGCAGGGUUUCCCACGUUUCCUAUGACCAAAAGCAGGCUACAAGGACUCGGAAACUGACAGAUAUAACGUGACACAGGCACACAGACCCUCUUCCGACUUCUGGAAACAAGCUUCUCCGGACACCAGAGACCAACAGAUGCAAACUUUCAUUAUGGCAUACCUUAUAUUACUUUUUUUACCUUUUGUUUUCAGUACACGGGCGCGCAUAUUAAUAGCUGGAUAUGAAACGGUCAUCUCCAAAGAGCCAUACAAGGAGAGCCGGAAAGUUCUUACUACAAUGGGAGAAGAAUGCAAGUUCCCGUUUCGUCAGGGUGGAAGGAUUCAUCAUCACUGCCUCACCAUCCUAUCCUCAAAACCAUGGUGCUCCCUCACACAUAAUUUUGAUCGGGAUCGGCGGUGGGGCUUCUGUGCACCAGAGAAAACUCAGCCAGAUGUUUUUGUCCACACAUCACGUAGAAUCCCAGAUCCAUGUCGGGUGAAUCCAUGUCGGCAUGGAGGCGUCUGCACGCUGAUCCCACAAAGACACUCGUUUGAGUGCUCCUGUCCUGAGAGCUUCACUGGGAGACUCUGUGAGCAGAAGAAGUGCUAUGAAACCGUACACCUGCGCCAUUAUGACAUCGGAGAGUCUUGGGGACGAAUUCACCUCCGUAAUGUGGAACAGUGCACAUGUGUGGCAGGGGAAAACCUGUGUGAAAGAGUUCAAUACACAAUGUGCCGUUCAAACCCUUGUCAGAAUGACGGAACGUGUCGCCUGAUCACAUCCACGAACAAGGAAGUGUGUAACUGCAGACGUGGCUACAGCGGUCCAUACUGUAGCUUAGCUUCUUCACGAAGGAUUGUCCCAUUUAAUGGCCUGCCCGGCAUUAAAAAACCUCUGCUCUCUAUGCCUCCCAAAAAGCAUGUGUGUGGAAAAAAGAACAAGAAAAGGUUACAGAUAGCCAGGGGGCGGAUAUUGGGCGGAAUCUCAGCUCUGCCAGGUAAUCACCCCUGGAUGGCAGCCAUUUACAUCGGACAGUCAGACUUCUGCGCCGGCACCAUGGUCUCCUCUUGCUGGAUUGUCUCUGCGGCUCACUGCUUCUUCCGCAACCCCCUGAAGUCUCAGCUUCGAGUGGUGCUCGGUCAGCAGAGCUUCAACGUCACGGGUCCCAACACCAGGACAUUCGGAGUGGAGCAGUACAUCUUUCCUAAACAGUUCUCAGUGUUUAAUCCAACACUACAUGAUAUUGUUCUGAUCAAACUGGCGAAGCAGGACGGGAAGUGUGUGAAGAGAACCCCGUUCAUCAGACCCAUCUGUCUCCCAGACAAAAGCAUGACGUUUCCUGAUGGGUACUGUUGUACUAUUAGCGGCUGGGGACACAUGCAUGAGAAGGCACAGGGUUACUCUAGUCUGCAGGAGGGUGGAGUGAGGCUGAUUCCUCAUGACACUUGUAGGAAGCCAAAUGUUUAUGGCAACCAUGUCACUGCUGACAUGAUUUGUGCAGGGCUCAACGGCUGUGUCGACGCCUGCCAGGGUGACUCCGGGGGCCCUCUGGCUUGUUCGAGGGAUGAUGUCAGCUUCCUGUAUGGGAUCAUCAGCUGGGGAGAGGGCUGCGGCCGCACUCAAAAACCUGGUGUUUACACUAAAGUUGGGAACUAUAUCGAUUGGAUCAAUUCAGUGAUCAGACACAAACCCAAGGCUUCAUAAAGGGACAUUACCUGGACAUUAGUUUUUAAUAUAUGAAAUAUUGUACUAUAUUGUAUUUUGUUUUUAUUUGUAAUGCUUGUGGAAGUUUAUAGGUUAUAUUUUUUAACUGUGAAACAUGUUGUGACUGAAUAAACCUUUACUGACUU
Messenger RNA from Sander lucioperca (pikeperch), 2262 nucleotides. RefSeq names its product hepatocyte growth factor activator (gene hgfac). The record is from RefSeq and is a predicted model, not a curated record. NCBI's taxonomy places the organism in Eukaryota, Metazoa, Chordata, Actinopteri, Perciformes, Percidae. Gene Ontology annotation, molecular function: serine-type endopeptidase activity. The transcript is spliced from 12 exons. The coding region runs from base 569 to 2116 and encodes 515 amino acids. Gene Ontology annotation, cellular component: extracellular region. Gene Ontology annotation, biological process: zymogen activation; blood coagulation.